GCCUACGACACGCGGCUCAGCCAUGAAUCCUUGCGACCAUCCUCAUGGGGGUAAAGAAAAGCAGCCUAUUGGUCAUGAUGCACCACAUAGAGGUUCAGUAAUUCCACCAGAGGCGAUAGGUCAAAUUGCCCUUAUUCAUAAUGGCAAAACGUUUUUUAAACGCCAAGUUACCCAAAAUAUGUAA
Messenger RNA from Racocetra persica, 184 nucleotides. NCBI's taxonomy places the organism in Eukaryota, Fungi, Glomeromycota, Glomeromycetes, Diversisporales, Gigasporaceae. The record is from the annotation of a GenBank genome assembly.